UAUAGAUUUUUUUUCUCUUAUUUUUAAAAGACUGAAAAUUUAACAAAAGAAUAUGAAAAUUUAAAACAAAUUAAUGAAACAUUAAAACAAGAUUUUCAAGAUUUAAAAAAUAAAUAUAAUGAUCUACAAAAUGAAUAUAAAAAAUAUUCAACAUCAAAUGAACAAUUCAAAAAUACAAAUGAUAAUAUUAUUAAUGAAAAACAACGUCUUAGUGAUCAAUUAACAAAACCAAUCAAUGAUAUGCAACAAGUUCAAGUUGAACUUAUUGAAAAACAAAUUAAUCAACAUGCAGAUUUUGAACGACAACAUUUAGAAAAUAAACAAAUUCAUGAGAAAUUAUUAAAAGAAAAAAUUGUUGAAUUUGAAUCAAAAAUACAACCCAUGAAAAGUGAAUAUCUUAUUGAAAUUGAAAAUAGUAAUCUUCAACAUGAACAAGAAAAAAUACGUUUAAAACAUCAACUUCAACAAGCACUUCAAAAUGAAGAUAAUCAAUCAAUAACAACUAUUGAAAAUCUUUCAAAUGAAAUUUUCUUCGAAAUAUUCGAUUAUCUCGAUUGUUAUCAAAUAUAUACAACAUUUUCAAAUCUCAAUCAUCAUUUUGAAGAACUUCUCUAUUUUUCAUCUUUAUUGUUGAAGGUUGAAAUUAAAUUACCACAGCAUGAUGAAAUGUCCAUGGUCGGUUACCGACGAUUUGUCGAUAUGAAUACACAUAAAAUACUUUCCCUUAACCUAUUAUUGCGAUUAGAUAAUGAUAAUUUUUUUUCAUCAUUUAUUAUCAAUUCAUCAUUAAGCCAUUUGGAAUCGCUAUUCGUUGAUGGAAUACCAUCUACUACACUUAUCAAACUUCUUAUGAAUUUAGAAUUCUUUAUUGUUCUUUCAUAUACACCACAUAUUCGACGUCUUAAGUUUUUACCGACGAAUAAUGUUGAUCCAAGUAUUCGAAGUAUCUUAUCAAUAAGAUUAUCGAAUUUAACACAACAUAUAUUGAUUGAAAUAUAUUAUGUAGAAUUCAUUUAUGUUGAAAUGUUCAUUAAAAAAAUCUAUUGUCAAUUAAAAUAUUUAUCUAUUAUGAUUCAAUCUCAAAAUAUAGAUUUUCUUAAUGCUAAUCGUUGGAAACAAUUAAUUAUAGAAUCAUUAUCUCAAUUACAAAAAUUUCAUUCAAGAUAUGAUGAAGAUAUUAAUGAUGAACAUGGUUAUUCUAUAUAUCCUGUUCAACCAAAUCAAUUUAUUUCAUCGUCUUCCAUUGAACAUCAAUGGAUACUUGGAAUUGAAAUUGUUGUUGGUAAACCUAUCUUGUAUACAAUUUAUCCGUAUAGAAAUAGAUCGUAUGAAUAUUCACAAGAUAAACUUGUUGAUUGUUUUGUUGAAUUUUAUCAAUCUACUCAAUGA
This is a messenger RNA of Rotaria sordida, 1389 nucleotides long. Lineage: Eukaryota; Metazoa; Rotifera; Eurotatoria; Philodinida; Philodinidae. The record is from the annotation of a GenBank genome assembly.